This is a messenger RNA of Xyrauchen texanus (razorback sucker), 5512 nucleotides long. RefSeq lists its product as uncharacterized. The coding region runs from base 210 to 5498 and encodes 1762 amino acids. The transcript has 3 exons. Gene Ontology annotation, molecular function: DNA-binding transcription factor activity, RNA polymerase II-specific; RNA polymerase II transcription regulatory region sequence-specific DNA binding. Gene Ontology annotation, cellular component: nucleus. NCBI's taxonomy places the organism in Eukaryota, Metazoa, Chordata, Actinopteri, Cypriniformes, Catostomidae. The record is from RefSeq and is a predicted model, not a curated record. Gene Ontology annotation, biological process: regulation of transcription by RNA polymerase II.
GGGGGAGGAGCCAGAGCUAAAACACGAAAAUUAUUUAUGAUAACAUAUUAUCUGCAUCUUGUUCAGAACCCGGCAGCAUCAAAUCUGUAUUAAUGCAUCUAACAAUAAUUAAGUGAAGACUUGGAAACAACUGAGAAGGUUAUGACAGCAGCAGCAUCUCUAGAUAUUAUAGCUUCUCAGAAGAACCCAGUGAUGAGGAGGAUUCCAUAAUGUCACUGGCAGUUAUAAGUGAGGACAACUGUGUGUGUGGAGAGAACACUGAGAACACUCUUCUCUGUAAUAUCUGUGGCGUCCUCUUUAAGUGCACAUGGCAUCUGAAUGAACAUUUAGAGAAGCAUCUUCAAGAAAUAAUGCACAAACCACAGGUUAAGGAGGACAUGGAGCCAGCAGAGUUCAAAUCUGUUGUUAAAAUGGAGGAGACCAAAAAAAUCAGAAUGAAAGAAACUAUAAGCAAGAAUGAUAUGAGCACAGGAUUCUUGUUGGAUCAUACAUAUUGUGCCGCAUUACACCACAUUGUCCCUCUCAGACUUAAAGCUGGAGAUCAUACUUACAGUGGAAUUGGAAAUUGCAUUAACAAUUAUACAAACAUCAUUAAUCAAAGCUCAAAAUUGGCCAAUAUUAAAAUGGAAACUAGACCAGACUCUUUACCUGUGAGUGCUCAACAGAGUAAAGCCAACAUUUUUAUGCUUCAACUAAGAUCUCAAAAAGGAGAGAAGAGUGGCUCAUCUAAUUUGUCAAAGAUGGAUGUGAAAGUAGAGAAUGACAAUAUGGAUUGUCUUGUGGAAUGUGGACUUAAUGAGGAGAUGGUGGUAGACAGAAAAUUUUAUUCAGAGGAUGAAGAAAGUACUGAGACCAGUAACGACGAAGACAGUGAUUCUCUACCUGCUGGUGAUACAGAAUACAGCCCGGAUGAAGACCUUAGCUCUGACUCGCAAUAUUCUACAUGUACCGACACUGAUAAAUCAAGAAGGAAAAGAUCUCAUGCAAAUCUCAAUUUGGAUCCAGCGUCACUUGUGUCUACAGUGCAAGCUGGCUUUCAAGCUGAUUCUCUUAUCAGUGUGAAGACACAAAUGGAGGAUUGCCAAAAUAAGGCAACGUUUGUUUGUUGUCUCUGCCAGGUGGUAUGUGAGAAUAAGGAUGCACUGCUGAAACACAUAGAUAAAGAUCAUCCUGCAGCUAUGUUUAUCUGUGCACACUGCCUCAACAUAUUCUCCAAAGAGGACGCUUUCAGAUAUCAUGUCUGCAGCAGACCUACAGGCUACUUGAGCAUUUUGCCCACCACCCCAGUUACCCAGGUACCUGUUGUGCCUUUAUCUGAUCCUGCAAAUCAACACUCCACCAAUUACAGCAGUCAGAGACUAAUUCCCACCCCCAUCCUGGGCACUAACUGUAACAUAAUUAAAAUGAUCACAUUACCUAAGACUUUCGAUAAAGUAUCCAAGACCCCAUUUCCUAAUCAGUGUGAUCCUCCUCUGUCCUCAACUCCCUCAAAGUCAACAAAUACUCACACUUCACCGCAAAUCUCACAAUUUCACAAUAAUACAAACACUUUUAAUCAAAGACCUCACUUGCCCAACAUUAAAACAGAGAACAAAAGAUUACCUCUAGACUCUUUACCUGAGAGUGAAGCCAACAUUUUUACACAUCACCCGGGAACUUGGAGAGGAGAGAACAUUGGUUCAUCCAUAAUGUCAAAUCAGCAGGUGAAGGUAGAGAAUGACAAAGAGUAUGGGCUUUUGGAAUGUGGACCUAAUGAGGAGGAGGUGGUAGAGGAGGAAUAUGAGAUUACAGAGGAUGAAGAAAGUACUAGGACCAAUAACGAGGAAGACAGUGAUUCUCUACCUGUUGGUGAUACAGAAUACAGCCCGGAUGAAGACCUUAGCUCUGACUCGCAAUAUUCUACAGGUACCAACAAUGAUGAAUCAAUAAGGAAAAGGUCACUGGCAAAUUACAGUAUGGAUCCAGAGUCACUUACAUCUAGAGGGAAAGUUGGGUUUCGGGCUGAUUCUCUCGUCAGCAUGGAGACACACAUGGAGGAUUACAAAAAUAAGGCAACGUUUGCUUGUUGUCUCUGCCAGGUGAUAUGCGAGAAUAAGGAUUUACUGCUGAAACAUAUAGCUAAAGAUCAUCCCGCAGCUAUGUUUAUCUGUGCACACUGCCUCAACAUAUUCUCCAAAGAGGACACAUUCAGAUAUCAUGUCUGCCGCAGACCUACAGGCAACAUGAGCAUUUUGCCAUCCACCCCAGUUAGCCAGGUACCUGUUGUACCAUUAUCUGAUCCAGAAAAGCAAUGCUCCAUCAAUCGUAGCAGUCAGAGACUAAUUCCCACCCCUAUCCUGGGCACUACCUGUAACACAAUUAAAAUGAUUGCAUUACCUAAGACUUUCGAUAAAGUAUCCAAGACCCCAUUACCUAAUCAGUGCAGUCCUCCUCUGUCCUCAACCCCCUCCAAGUCAACCAAUGCUCACUCCUCACAGCAAAUCUUACAGUUUCAUAAUUAUACAAACACCUUUAAUCAAGGAUCACUCUUGCCCAACAUUAAAACAGAGAACAAAAGAUUACCUCUAGACUCUUUACCUGAGAGUGAAGCUAACAUUUUUACACAUCACCCGGGAACUUGGAAAGGAGAGAACAUUGGUUCAUCCAUAAUGUCAAGUCAGCAGGUGAAUGUAGAGAAUGACAAAGAGUAUGGUCUUUUGGAAUGUGGACCUAAUGAGGAGGAGGUGGUAGAGGAGGAAUAUGAGAUUACAGAGGAUGAAGAAAGUACUUUGACCAAUAACAAGGAAGACAGUGAUUCUCUACCUGUUGGUGAUAAAGAAUACAGCCCGGGUGAAGACCUUAGCUCUGACUCGCAAUAUUCUACAGGUACCAACAAUGAUGACUCAAUAAGGAAAAGGUCACUGGCAAAUUACAGUAUGGAUCCAGAGUCACUUACAUCUAGUGGGAAAGUUGGGUUUCGGGCUGAUUCUCUCAUCAGCAUGGAGACACACAUGGAGGAUUGCAAAAAUAAGGCAACGUUUGCUUGUUGUCUCUGCCAGGUGAUAUGCGAGAAUAAGGAUUUACUGCUGAAACAUAUAGCUAAAGAUCAUCCCGCAGCUAUGUUUAUCUGUGCACACUGCCUCAACAUAUUCUCCAAAGAGGACACAUUCAGAUAUCAUGUCUGCCGCAGACCUACAGGCAACAUGAGCAUUUUGCCAUCCACCCCAGUUAGCCAGGUACCUGUUGUACCAUUAUCUGAUCCUGAAAAGCAACGCUCCAUCAAUCUUAGCAGUCAGAGACUAAUUCCCACCCCCAUUCUGGGCACUACCUGUAACACAAUUAAAAUGAUCACAUUACCUAAGUCUUUCGAUAAAGUAUCCAAGACCACAUUACCUAAUCAGUGCAGUCCUCCUCUGUCCUCAACCCCCUCCAAGUCAACCAAUGCUCACUCCUCACAGCAAAUCUUACAGUUUCAUAAUUAUACAAACACCUUUAAUCAAGGAUCACUCUUGCCCAACAUUAAAACAGAGAACAAAAGAUUACCUCUAGACUCUUUACCUGAGAGUGACGCCAACAUUAUUACACAUCACCUGGGAACUUGGAGAGGAGAGAAGAGUGGUUCAUUCAUAAUGUCAAAUAAGCAUGUGAAGGUUGAGAAUGACAAUGAGGAUGGUCUUGUGGAAUGUGGACCUUAUGAGGAGGUGGUAGGAGAUGGGGAAUUUAAGAUGACAACAUAUAAAGAAAGGACUAAGAGUAGUAAUGAGGCAGACAGUGUCACUUUACCCCCUGGUAAUACAGUAUACCACGCUGGUAAAGACCUUAGCUUGAACUCGCAAUAUUCCACAGGUUCAAACAAUGAUGAAUCAAUAAAAAAAAUAUUUCAUGCAAAUUACAGAAUGAAUCCAGAGAUAUUUACAUCCACAGCAAAAGUUCAUUUUCAGGCUGAUUCUUCCAUUUGCUGCAAUGGCAAAUCAGUCAAUAUGGAGAAACACAUGAAGGAUUGCAAAACUAAUCCCACUUUUGCUUGCAGUCUCUGCCAGGUGGUAUGUGAGAAUGAGGGUUUACUGCUGAAACACACAGCUGAAGAUCAUCCCUCUGCAAUUUUUAUCUGUGCACACUGCCUCAACAUGUUCUCCAAAGAAGACACUUUCAGAAAUCAUGUCUGCAGCAGACUUACAGGCUACACAAAUUCUUUGCCAGCCACACCAGUAACCCCAGUACCUGUUGUGCCUUCUGUGUGCCUCUCUGAUCCUGCAAAGCAACUCUCCACCAAGAGAACUCCACCUUGUGCUCCUAUCCUGGGCACUAACUGUACCACAAUUAAAAUGAUCAACUCAACUAAGACUUUCAAUAAAGUAUCCAUGACCCCAUUAUCUAAUCAGAGUGGCCCUCGUCUGUCCUUGAACACCUUGACAUCAACCAAUGCUCACUCUACUCAAAUCUCAGAGGUAGUCCUUCCCAUAAAACCUGUUGCUAAACUUAGUCAAACUGUUGACCAAACUAAGAUGGUACUGCUGCAGACGACUGCCCUAACACAGGCCAAUAUAGUGAGGGAAAUUUCUCCAUUGUCCCCAGCUAAGUUGAAUCCACAAGGUGUGGCUGUACCACAAAGUCUUUUCAGGCCCCCUUGCCCUCGUGGUUCUUUUGUCGUUUGCCCUAAUGUUCCUGUAUGUGCACCCUCUGUUGUGCAUCAAACUAAUCCUUCCCUGUCCAACCAAUCCAGGAUGACCCUUAGAAUUCCAACACCUUCCAGUCCAUCUUUUCCAACUAAAGUUUUUUUAUCCUUUUCACCCACUGUGAAUUUUUCUGCUCCUAUUUUAGUACAAGCCAACAGAAAUAAGCCAAGACUGGCACUAAAACAAAUACCUGCAGCUAAUGAUAGACCUCUUCAGUUACCUGCUAAAGCCCCUUUGGCAACCCCGGUGUCCUGUCCCACCUUGUUAAGGACCAUCGUCCAAAACAACCAGCCUCAGAUUCCUCUGAAGACAUCUUCUCGCCAGAUUCAGAUUCCUACACCAGCCCCUCUUGAAAUAGUGGCCAUGUUUUUGAACCAAAGCAAGGAUUUACCUCUGCAGAAGCGAUUCCAGCAAAGCUGGCGCUCCAAGACCAUUUUUCCCUGUCGGCAAUGUGGUGCUAUUUCAAGACAACUCUCGCUCAGGGUACGUCAUCGCUAUCUUCAUCAGGGGUCACGGUUGUACAGAUGUCAGUGUGGGAAGUCAUUUCAACGGCAGCUACAUUUGCUGAGGCACCAGGUACAACAUGCAGAGUCUGUUCGAUUUGUUUGUGCACGGUGUGGAAAUACAUUUGAUGGGGCACAUAAAUUGACUUUGCACAAACAAAGGUUACAUCGAAAACAUAAAACAUCAAAUUGCCGACAAUAUGCCAAGAAACAAUGCACAGCAGCCUUUGACUGUAUCUGUGGCCAGGAGUUUGUAAGGCCCUCUGCUCUACUCUGGCAUAUGCUUAAAAAUGCUAAACCCUUAAAACACAAGCACAAAAAUGACAGUGGCUUACAUUAACCUUUCUCUGCUGU